UCUAACCUCCAGAACCAGAACGCGCUAGCCUCUCUCUGUCUCUCACACUCAAUCCACAGCUCCUGGUCCUCCCUUACUUCCGUCCAGCCACCGCCUGCUAUCGCCGUCGUCGGAACGUCCAGCUUCGAAGAGCCACCGCCUGCUUCCUCACUUCCCCUUCAUCGCGCAGCAGCCGUCGCAACCUUCCUUCCUCUCCAUCGCGCAGCCACCGGGCGAACGUGUAAGCCUCAGUCGCGCAGUCACUGUCCGUCGGCGCCAGCUCUGUUCCACUGCAGUCACUGCCUGUUCGAAGGCCGUUCGAAGCCCAUUCGAAGGUGAAACUUGUCGUGGUGUCUUCCUCUUGCAUGCUCUGUUCAAGGUUUUUAGCUUCUAGGUAAUUGUUUCAAUAUUUUUUUAAAAUUAGAGAAUAAACUAUUUUUUCUUACGCGUCUCAUUGUCUCCGUCGCUGUCACCGCCGCCGCCGCCGCCGCCUGAAGCUUGUGUUUCUUCAAUCUUCAACUGCUGCUCUGGUGCUGAGUCUGCGACGACGCCACUCGGCUUCGGUUUCAGCUCUCCUGCUUCCGCUCUUGCCAGUCGCCACCGCUGCGUUUGCCGUUCUGCUUCUGCUGCUUUUUCUGUGCGAAUUUGCUACUAUUGUUGGACCUGAAAUGAACUGGGGAACCUGUUGAAGAUUUUUUUGAAGAAGAUUAUUCAAUGAUUCGUCACCGCAGAUUGCUCUCUUCCACUACAAAUCUUUGCAAACUCACCCACAAUUUCUCUGUCCCUCGCUCCUUUAUUUCCCCGGUACCUUUUAAGCAAAAGUUAAUAUCUUUUACCUCUAUAACCGCAUUCACUUCAGUUCGGAGAAUCGCAGGUUUCUGCAGAGAUUUGAACUUUGUUGAGCAGCUUAGUUCAAUCAGAUGCUACUGCCAUAAUGGUGGUGGGCAUAAGGAAUGGACUGAGGAAAUUGAGUACUUGGAUGAAUCGGGUAGUAUCCUUUACAAGGGGAAGGGUAUAAGGUCCGUGGAGCCUGGGAUUGAUGAUCAUGUGAUGGUGGGUGAGGUCAAGAAGCCCUUUGUAAAUGCUGCGGCUGUGGCGAAAAUAGUUGAGGUUGGGAAGAGGUGGAAAUGGGGGCCAGAGUUGGAGACACAAUUGGGCAAGCUCCAGUUUGUGCCUAACAUGACUCACAUUGUUCAAUCCUUGAAGAUCACUAGUGAUAGUGAUGCAUGUUUGAGUUUGUUUAGGUGGGCGAAGCGGCAACCUUGGUAUUCAUCUAGUGAUGAGUGUUAUGUUAUCUUGUUUGAUUCUCUUAACCAGCGUAGGGACUUUGAUGGAAUACAAUCAUUGUUUGAUGAGAUGGUUGGUGAUUCUACCAGUACUGGAGCUUCCUUGUCUGUUUCAUGUAAUCGGGUGAUUCAAUAUUUGGCCAAUGCUGAGAAGUUGGAGGUCUCAUUUUGCUGCUUUAAGAAGAUACAGGAGGCCGGUGGUGAGAUUGAUACCGAAACAUACAAUUCCCUUAUUACUUUGUUUUUGGGUAAAGGUUUGCCUUAUAAGGCAUUUGAGAUAUACGAGAGCAUGGAAAAGGCCAGUUGUUCAUUGAAUAAUUCAACUUACGAAUUGAUGAUCCCAAACUUGGCAAAGUCAGGCCGUCUGGAUGCUGCUUUCAAACUCUUCCAAGAAAUGAAAGGAAGAGGUUUCCGGCCAGGCCUAAGCAUCUUUUUGUCACUUGUUGAUUCAAUGGGGAAGGCUGGGAGAUUAGACAGUGCAAUGAAGGCUUACACAGAGAUGCGAGGUUAUGGGUACAAGCCACCACCUACUAUAUUUGUUUCUCUAAUUGAAUCUUAUGUGAAGUCUGGAAAGUUAGAAACUGCUCUUAAGCUUUGGGAUGAGAUGAAGAAAAGAGGGUACAGGCCUAACUUUGGGUUAUACACUUUGAUCAUUGAAUCCCAUGCGAAAUCAGGGAAGCUUGACAUUGCUCUGUCUGCAUUUUCAGACAUGGAAAAAGCGGGCUUUCUGCCGACUCCAUCUACAUAUACUUGUCUAUUGGAAAUGCAUGCUGCGUCUGGACAAAUAGAUCAUGCAAUGAGGCUGUACACUUCAAUGACAAAUGCUGGUUUGAGGCCUCCUCUGAGCACAUACACUGUUCUUUUGACUCUACUUGCUAAUAAGAAGCUGGUGGAUGUGGCUGCCAAAAUCCUACUUGAAAUGAAGGCCAUGGGAUAUUUAGUGGAUGUCACAGCUAGUGAUGUUUUGAUGGUUUAUAUCAAGGAAGGCUCAGUUGAUCUUGCUUUGAGGUGGCUGCGUUUCAUGGGCUCAUCCGGGAUUAGAACCAAUAAUUUUAUAAUCAGGCAAUUGUUCGAGUCGUGCAUGAAGAAUGGAUUAUAUGAAUCAGCCAAGCCUCUUCUUGAAACGUAUGUAAACUCAGCUGCAAAAGUUGACUUGAUACUCUACACGUCCAUUCUAGCUUAUCUAGUUAGGUGUCAGGAAGAGCAGAAUGAGAGACACUUGAUGUCUAUCCUUAGCGCUACGAAGCAUAAGGCGCAUGUUUUCAUGUGCGGACUUUUCUGUGGCCCAGAGCAGAGGGGACAACCGGUGUUAUCUUUUGUCAGGGAAUUCUUUCAAAGUAUUGAUUAUGAAUUGGAGGAAGGCGCAGCAAGGUACUUUGUGAAUGUUCUUCUCAAUUACCUAGUUCUAAUGGGGCAGACAAACCGAGCUCGAUGUGUUUGGAAGGUUGCAUAUGAGAACAAGCUUUUCCCAAAGGCUAUAGUUUUUGAUCAGCACAUCGCCUGGUCCCUUGAUGUUAGAAACUUGUCUGUUGGAGCAGCUCUUAUAGCAGUAGUGCACACUCUUCACAGGUUUAGGAAGCGCAUGCUCUAUUACGGUAUUGUACCAAGACGGAUUAAGCUGGUGACAGGGCCCACUUUAAAGAUCGUGAUUGCGCAGAUGUUGAGCUCUGUAGAGUCUCCAUUUGAGGUCAGUAAGGUGGUUCUUAGGGCCACAGGAGAUUCAGUCAUGGAGUGGUUUAAGAAACCGAUAGUUCAGCAGUUUCUUCUGAAUGAAAUUCCAUCUAGGGCUGAUAUCCUGAUGCACAGGCUUAACAUACUUUUUCCCAGUUCAGCACCUGAAAUUAGGUCUUUAUCCCCACCUAAACCUCUCAUUUCUGGCAGGGAGUAUAAGCAAUCUUCGUAGCCAUCGGAUAGUAACAGGUACUUCAUUUUUAAUUGUAAGUCAAAGGGUUACUGAGUAGUGCAAAUGCUUCUGUGUGUUUAGAAAGCCAGUGCCAUGAACAGUUAGGUAGGUAAUAUUAAAGAAUUUGGAAUAAAAUUUUUCCCAUGACAUGCAUAUUAGAUUAUUUCGUUUCAAAUUUUCAAUUAGUUCCACUGUAUGAGUGGUGCUUGAAGUUAAAUGGACAAAAGCGAAUUAUGACUGCAUAGGACAGGACGAAAAAGAUGACAUGUAUUAAGUACGUAGAGAAAGUGGAAAAUAACGUCUUAAAAGCUAGUUGUUAAGAGGAAGAACCACUCUUCUUAAUACAACAUCAAACAUUUCAUACUACCCCAUGUAGGACUUUGGACACCGCAUAAUACCCAAGUUCCUAACAUGUUUGUCCUCCAAAGAGUUGAGGACUUCAAUGCAAUUUACUACAUGGAUACAGAUUUUGUUGGUGUUAACUAGAGGAGCUAUUUUUUGGAAGUGUUAAACUAACUAUGAAUAGCUCUUCUGCUAGACAUGCUGAACAUGUUGUUUGUUAUGGUGCUGCUUCACAUGCAAUGUAGAUGAAGAGCUUUGUUUGUACUGCUGGAAUAGUUUUGCUACAAUAGAAAGACUUCUUUUAAGCUUUUUCAAACAUAUUUAGGCAUCACUCUAGAUUCAUGGAGCUAUUUAGUCAUGCUUAUAUAUACUUUCUAUGACAAAUAGCUUCAUAAGUUUCUUUCUGCAAAAUGAAAAUCGGAUGAGAGACAUAUCCUUC
Messenger RNA from Arachis stenosperma, 3949 nucleotides. Its product is annotated as pentatricopeptide repeat-containing protein At1g79490, mitochondrial-like. The transcript has 3 exons. The record is from RefSeq and is a predicted model, not a curated record. Gene Ontology annotation, molecular function: protein binding. Lineage: Eukaryota; Viridiplantae; Streptophyta; Magnoliopsida; Fabales; Fabaceae. The coding region runs from base 694 to 3168 and encodes 824 amino acids.